Bubalus bubalis (water buffalo) is the source of this 634-nucleotide messenger RNA. Its product is annotated as 60S ribosomal protein L27a-like. Gene Ontology annotation, biological process: translation. NCBI's taxonomy places the organism in Eukaryota, Metazoa, Chordata, Mammalia, Artiodactyla, Bovidae. Gene Ontology annotation, cellular component: cytosolic large ribosomal subunit; ribosome. The record is from RefSeq and is a predicted model, not a curated record. Bases 147 to 593 code for a protein of 148 amino acids. The transcript has a single exon. Gene Ontology annotation, molecular function: structural constituent of ribosome.
UACAUAGAAGAACUGUACAAAAAAGAUAUUCCCAACCCAGAUAAUCACGAUGGUGUGAUCACUGACCUAGAGCCAGACAUCCUGGAAUGUGAAGUCAAGUGGGCCUUAGAAAGCAUCACUAGGGCUCUUUCGUCUAGGCUGCCAACAUGCCAUCCAGACUAAGGAAGACCCGGAAACUUAGGGGCCACGUGAGCCAUGGCCACGGCCGCAUCGGCAAACACCGGAAACACCCAGGAGGCCAAGGUAAUGCUGGUGGCAUGCCUCAUCACAGGAUCAACUUCGACAAAUACCACCCAGGAUACUUUGGGAAAGUUGGUAUGAGGCAUUACCACUUAAAGAGGAACCAGAGUUUCUGCCCGACUGUCAAUCUUGAUAAAUUGUGGACCUUGGUUAGUGAGCAGACACGAGUAAAUGCUGCCAAGAACAAGACAGGAGCUGUACCUUUCAUAGAUGUGGUGCGAUCAGGUUACUACAAAGUUCUGGGGAAAGGAAAGGUCCCAAAGCAGCCUGUCAUCGUGAAGGCCAAAUUCUUCAGCAGAAGAGCUGAGGAGAAGAUUAAGGGUGUAGGUGGGUCUUGUGUCCUGGUGGCUUGAAGCCACAUGCUGGGAAAUUCAUUAAAUGUUAAGUGCUUUUC